AUGAGUUUUGAUACUGCUAAUGAUGCCAACUUCUGGAGUAACGGGUCCUCGGAGCUGUACGCAGAGACACCAGGACUGUUGUCUGCAAAUAAUUCCAACUUGACCACAGCGAAUUACACAGACACGAAUCCUCUGGACCUUACCAGAGCCGUGUCAGUUGGUAUGGUUCUGGGCGCUUUCAUUUUGUUCGCAAUCGUGGGCAACAUACUCGUAAUACUUUCCGUUGUGUGCAACAGACACCUACGUAUCCCAACGAACUAUUUCAUUAUCAACCUAGCCAUUGCGGACCUGUUGCUGGGUACCACAGUGCUGCCCGUGUCCGCAACACUGGAGAUUCUCGACUACUGGGUAUUCGGAAGGAUCUUCUGUGACAUCUGGGCAGCAGUGGACGUGUUAUGUUGCACGGCCUCCAUCAUGAGCCUGUGCGUAAUAUCCAUAGACCGUUAUAUAGGCGUGCGCUACCCACUGCAGUACCCCUGUAUAGUAACGGAGAAAAGAGCCAUUUUGGCCAUGCUCGGUGUGUGGGUUCUCGCCACUGUCAUCUCCAUCGGACCUCUACUCGGGUGGAAACAACCACCCUCAAAUGAUGACACCGUUUGCCCCAUCACCGAAGAGCCCUUUUACGCACUCUUCUCCUCCCUCGGUUCAUUUUACAUACCUCUGGCUGUCAUCCUGUGCAUGUACUGCCAGGUGUAUGUAGUUGCCAAACGGACCACUAAGAACUUGGAGGCGGGGGUCAUGAAAGAACGCAUGGACUCGAAUGAGCUCACACUCAGGAUCCACUGCAAAAACGCACAGCUGCAAGAAUACUGCGUCACGGGCAAAGGCCAGGCGCGGAGCACACUGACGGUGAAACUGCUCAAGUUCUCCCGGGAGAAGAAAGCUGCUAAAACUCUGGGUGUGGUGGUGGGCAUGUUUAUUCUCUGCUGGCUGCCAUUCUUCCUCGUGCUGCCCAUCGGGUCGUUUAACGCCGACCUGCGUCCCUCGGAGACGUUCUUCAAGGUGAUCUUCUGGCUGGGCUACUUCAACAGCUGCCUCAACCCCAUCAUCUACCCUUGCUACAGCCGAGAGUUCAAGCAGGCCUUCAUACGUAUCCUUAAGUGCCGCUGCCAUCAGAAGAAGAAGCAGAAGGGUUGGAGGGCCUACUACAACCAACGUUCCUCUCGCCUGGGCUCCACCAAUACCUCCUACCUGAACGGAAGUCAGCAGACCCUGUCCUCCAUCAACCCCAGCCCUCGCUGUGUCAGCAAAGGGACCGGCUCUCGCCUAGAGCCUGGGUUUGACCUCAACUCCCCAUCCCCCUGCACAUCUCUGCCUGGGAGCCCCUUCACUGGCCAGACGAGGGCCCUCCCUGGGGCUGUCUACCAGAGCGCCAGCAGAAACAACAGAGUCCACCUGGUCUCUCCCCUGGCCAGGGAGCCAGUUCAUGCCAAUGGACAGAGUAGGAAUGGAGAGGUGGAGCAUGGAUCAAUCAGGGCAACAUCUGACACAAUUAUGUAA
Molecule: messenger RNA, 1500 nt
Organism: Salvelinus namaycush (lake trout)
Lineage: Eukaryota; Metazoa; Chordata; Actinopteri; Salmoniformes; Salmonidae
Product: alpha-1A adrenergic receptor-like
Exons: 2
Coding region: 1-1500 (499 amino acids)
Biological process (GO): cell-cell signaling; phospholipase C-activating G protein-coupled receptor signaling pathway; adenylate cyclase-activating adrenergic receptor signaling pathway
Cellular component (GO): membrane
Molecular function (GO): alpha1-adrenergic receptor activity
Source: RefSeq, a predicted model, not a curated record